UGUCUCCUCGCUAGCAAUAAAAAACAACACAAUUGUGUAGCUUCGUGUCUUGUUUUGCUCAAUUUGCCGACGAAUUGCAUGAUAAUGAGCACACCGGCGAAAAAUAACAAUGGAACUGGACUGGAGGACGUGAAUAUUCCGGGUCAGGCCUAUCUGCGCGAGGCCCUGACCUCCUGCACUGAUCCCUUGAAGGCCAUCGAGAGUUUUCAGCUUGAGAAUGGUGUAUUGCUGCCUUCACUGCGCCCCAUGUUGCCUUUACUCGAUUUGCACGGCGUGCGUCGACUGGACUUUCAUACCUCGCUGAUGGAGGAGCUGCGCGACAAGCUGAUAGCUCACAUCAACGAGAUGGGCCAAAAGGAGCCCCGGGAGCGGGACAAGAAGCUCAAGGAGCUGCUCGUUAAGAGCUUCCCCGUCGUUCGGGUGAAGUCGCUGCGGCCCGUGGUCAUGGCCAUAUUGAGGAAUACCCAGCACAUCGAUGACAAGUACCUCAAAAUCCUUGUAAGGGAUCGGGAACUGUAUGCGGACACGGAUACGGAAGUUAAGCGGCAGAUAUGGCGUGAUAAUCAAUCGUUGUUUGGUGACGAGGUGUCGCCUCUCCUCUCACAAUAUAUUCGCGAGAAGGAGCACAUCCUGUUUGAUCACACCAACUUGAACAAUCUGUUCUUCCACCCAACGCCCAAGGUGCGAAGGCAGGGGGAAGUAGUCCAAAAGUUGGCCAACAUGAUUGGCACCAGUGUCAAGCUGUACGAUAUGGUGCUGCAGUUCCUGCGCACUCUAUUCCUGCGCACCCGCAAUGUUCACUAUUGCACGCUGCGUGCAGAGCUACUGAUGGCCUUACACGAUCUCGAGGUGCAGGAGAUCAUCUCGAUAGAUCCCUGUCACAAGUUCACCUGGUGCCUGGACGCCUGCAUAAGGGAGAAGAAUGUGGACAUUAAACGUUCACGGGAGCUCCAGGGAUUUCUUGACAACAUCAAGCGCGGUCAGGAGCAGGUUCUGGGCGAUCUGUCCAUGACUUUGUGCGAUCCGUAUGCCAUCAACUUUUUGGCCACGUCGGCCAUCAAGAUAUUGCAUCACUUGAUCAACAACGAGGGCAUGCCGCGUGACAAUCAGAUACUCAUCCUGUUGUUGAGAAUGUUGGCCUUGGGCUUGAGUGCCUGGGUGAUGAUCGAUUCGCAAGACUUUAAGGAGCCCAAACUUGAUUGCCAGGUGGUCACCAAGUUUUUGCCCGCCCUCAUGUCGUUAAUGGUUGACGACCAGUGCCGCAGCUUGCACGCGAAACUACCGCCGGACGAGCGUGAAUCUGCUCUGACCACCAUCGAGCAUUCGGGACCGGCACCGGAUGCCGUGGAGGCGUACAUUCAAGAGAGUUCCGUGGCCAGCAUAUUGGCCAUGUACUAUACGCUGCACACGGCGCGCCUGAAGGAUCGCGUGGGCGUGUUGCGCGUCUUGGCCAUUCUGUCCGCCUGCAAAGACGACCGCGCAUAUGAGGAUCCCUUCCUGCACUCUCUGAUUGCCCUGCUCAUCCCCAUGAGCGAAGAGUUUGCCACGGAGGACUUCUGCACCACGCUCUUCGACGAGUUCAUCUUUGCCGGACUGACGCGCGAGAAUGUGACCUCUCGUCACAUGCUGAAACUUUUGUGGUAUGUGCACAAUAAGCUGCCCGCCGGUCGUUUGGCCACAUUGAUGAAGGCUAUGCAGCCGACGACGGCCCACAACGAGCACAUCCACAAGUUGUACGAAAUUCUGCAGGAGAGAAUCGGCACCGGGGCGGCGGAGACGCCGGUCAUUGAAGCGCCGCCCAUGGAGUUUGAUUCGCCGCUAAAGAGUGUGCCAACGCCAGGACCGCACUAUAAUGUCCAAUAGCUAGAGGCACCGGCAGUCGCACCACCUGCGGCUGUCGUCGGAUGAUGAUGGUUAUUUGUGAUGAUGAUGUUGAUGUUGAUGAUGAUGAUCGGAGGCCAUGUAUGUGGCUACCUCAUAUACUUCUCUGGAGCAGCCGACCGGAUGGCAAUCCCCAAUUAGCAUGCUUGCGCAAAUAAUAAUUCUACUGUUUAGACUAAACAUAAAGCACUGCGACCGAGCAAUCGGAUAUAGUUUACAUAUUUACAGAAUGUAUGGCUUUGUUGGCAGGCAUCAAUCAGUUGUCGCUGGCUAUUAUAUAUAUUAUAUAUUACUGUUACGCUAGUGUAACGAUCGAUUCUAGUACACAAUAUAGAGUACAAAUCU
Molecule: messenger RNA, 2226 nt
Organism: Drosophila melanogaster (fruit fly)
Lineage: Eukaryota; Metazoa; Arthropoda; Insecta; Diptera; Drosophilidae
Gene: NELF-B
Product: NELF-B
Exons: 3
Coding region: 79-1863 (594 amino acids)
Biological process (GO): negative regulation of DNA-templated transcription
Cellular component (GO): chromosome; nucleus
Source: RefSeq, marked reviewed